AUGUCACCAGCCUUACCUUUCAGCAAGGAGACCUUCACCUCCACACAUGAUCUCGACCCCGCAUCUCGUCUCUUACCAGCCUCCUCCCAAACAUCACAACAUCUUCUCAUUCGUCCCGCAGAUGACAUUCCAAACUUUUUGAAAAAGGAUCUAUGUAUAGACAGGCUCAAUCAUAUUCACCAAUACCUAUGGCUGGCAGGCCGACCGAUGCCUCCUAAGCCCCUGAAUUAUCAACUCGCUACAUCCCGUCAGAUCGUCGCCGACCAGAGAAUUGACAUGCACUUAGUCUGGGAAAGUUCUCAACGGUUGCAUGUUAAGCCUCUUCCACGAUAUCUUUUGGAUGUUGAUUUCUGGGUCGAACAUUUGAUGACCUGCGAAGGACCGUGUUGUGGAAACGACCAGGGCAAUCAUGUCGCCAGUGACCCAACCACGAAAUGUACCAAGGACAUUUACAAGUGUGCACAUGGGCUUCUGUACUCUUAUGUCUCUCUGGUUCGCUUUGAGUGUGAUCUGGCUAUUGCCCAUGAUCAUCACCUCCUUCCAAAGGAUAUCACCUGGGAGAAAUGGCUUCGGUUAACACACGAACUGCUAGAUUCCGGAGCCACAAACCUAGCCAACAUCAAUCCCCGGUAUCUCUAUGGCGAACUGAGGUUGUCAGAGCUCAACUUCAUCUACUCCUUCAUCUACAGAAGUCCUCUAAGAGCCUAUCAGCUCACCUAUCAGACAUCCGGGGAGCUAUUCCUCGAUUACCUCGGCCCGCUAACUGCGGCAACCAUCUAUAUUGCGCUAGUCUUGACAGCGAUGCAGGUUGGAUUAGCAACUAGUCACCUGGGUGCGAAUGAAUCUUUUCAAAAUGCAUCAUGGGGGUUUACCAUUUUUGCAAUACUAGGACCCUUGAUUAUGGUUCUGCUGGCAGGUGUCAUUGGCAUGUUUCAAUCCUGCACGAAUCUUCUUGUCACUAAGAGGCUAGCCCAAAGGCAGUUUGCGCUAUAUGAGAAGCAGAGAAUCCAGAACCAAGUGCCUUGA
Molecule: messenger RNA, 1026 nt
Organism: Penicillium subrubescens
Lineage: Eukaryota; Fungi; Ascomycota; Eurotiomycetes; Eurotiales; Aspergillaceae
Exons: 1
Coding region: 1-1026 (341 amino acids)
Source: RefSeq, a predicted model, not a curated record